Messenger RNA from Porites evermanni, 3820 nucleotides. Lineage: Eukaryota; Metazoa; Cnidaria; Anthozoa; Scleractinia; Poritidae. The record is from the annotation of a GenBank genome assembly.
AUGGUCCUUAUAAGUACCAUGGAAAGAUACCUUUUUCUCACUGCAUUCGCCAUUCUGCCAAUCUGUGCAUCUGCGACCGUCUACUACGUCGAUGGAAGCAAUGGCAGUGACUUUAACCGUGGAGACAGCAUUCAAAAUGCAUUUGCAUCCAUCAAAGCCUGCGUUGACGCCCUCAAUGGGCCUGGUGACGAGUGCCAUAUUCGCGCUGGUCGAUAUCAUCAACCUGUGUUUCAGAUAUCUGGCAAGCAAGGUUCCCAGUCCCAACCGAUUGUCAUCCGGGGUUAUCAAGACGAAGUUCCUGUUAUUGACGGUACAAUCCCGUUGGCUCCUAAAGCUGGCUGGAAACUUGAUCCAAAGACCGGAAUUUUCAGGUGCAGUUCUUUUGAAAUGUUUAAUUGCUAAAUCAGACCAAUAAAUUUUUAACUGUCUUAGCUAUGGUAGUCAAAUAAAAUUUUUAAAAUGCAGUGUGCGUGUUUGAAUACUCCCAAGGCGUAAUAUUUAUACCCUGAAAGAUAUUUUAAUGAUAAGGAAGGUAAAAUAAGUUACGGUUUGAAACACAGCCCUAAUGAACAUAAAGCGCCACUGGAUUAACUGGAGACUGUAGGCUCCGAAUUAUUUAUUUAUUUAAUAUUUAUCAAGAGAGGAUAAAACACUUUGAAUUUGUUUAUUUAAUCGACCCUAGUCUCAAUGAGCCCUCCAGUCCUGGAAUUAAAAAACAAGAAUCAUUAAAUCAAAAUAAUGGUGAUGAUGAUGAUGAUGAUGAUAUUGAUGAUGAUAAAAAUAAUGAUUCUUUUAAACGACGCUGAUGAUGAUGAUGAUGAUUACGCCUUUAACAACAUUCUUGUGACCGCAGUUUUGUAUAAAAUUAGGUGUUAUACAACGCAAGCCCUAGUAACAAUCAUCGUGUCCUACCAUCGAUGACAUCGCUUCUGUUUUAAAACGAAAAUUAAACCGCCAGUGUGAAACAGUUCGCACAAUUUGUUCCUUAAGUUUGUCCUCAACAGGGCCAAAAACGUUCUGUCUUUCUUGUGUUUGAAAGAACUCAGAGUAAGGAAACCUACACUUCAAAGUUAUUGCACAUAUUUUAUUCUAUGCUUACAUCAAUCUUAAAAUGUUGUCUUACAGUGCUAAGAUAGAUCAGGACGUUUGGCAACUUUUCGUCGAUGGUGAAAUGAUGACUAACGCCCGAUGGCCAAACGCACUGUGGUCAGACAAGACGGUUUUUCUGAACAAAUACUGGGCUAAGUCUCACAAAAGUUCCAAGCGAGGAAAAAUGGUCGACAGUGGUCAGAAAGAUUUAGCUGGAAGUGGUAUCAACGCUGAGGGGGCUAUGGCAAUUCUUAACAUCGGAAGUUUCAACACUUUCACUGCUGCUGUUAAGCGCCAUUCCCCAGGGCAGAAUUUCUUCACUUAUGAUGACAAAUUCGGUGAUAUCAAGUUCAAGGCAGGCCAUAAUCAAUACUUUCUUGAAGACAAACUGGACUUCCUUGAUAAUGCUGGCGAGUGGUUUUAUGAUAAAGGCUCCAAGAAAGUGCACGUGAAGACAUUGGAUGGAAUGUCUCCUGAAGGCAGAAUAAGAGGAAAGGUGACGAAAAGCCCCUGUAUUUAACGUAUAUAGAAAGGGGAGGGGGCCGACCAGAAAGGGGCGAGCCAUGGGGCUCAGGUACCGUCCACGCUAAUAAGUUUUCGUUUGAAAACGCAAACAUUUCGAUGCGUUCAGACCUUCCGUCCACUCUAAUACGCUGAGCGUUUUCAUGGAAAACACAUCGAUUUGACAACGUUUUUGAAAGUGGAUCAAAAAGAAAACGCAUAGAUAUCGUAUCAGUGAGAAAGGUCGAAAACACAUCAAAAUUGUACUGUGGACGCGAAUCGAUCGACGCGUUUUCGAUGACAACGAAAACGCAUUGGUGUGGACAGGAACUCAGUGAACAACCUACCGGAAGAGCAAGGGCAGAGGCGAGGGACUGAUGUUCACAGCUUAAUUAAAACCAGUGUUUAAGAUGAAGGCGCCAUUCAGCUUUGGCGAGCCCUGUUUGUCUUAUCAACUUAAGUAGGAAGAAAACAAAGUUUCAUUUUUUUUACUCAGCCUGAGGCAGCACGCAGUUACUCAAAAACUAACCCCAAUUUUAUUAUAUUAUAUUCUAGGUCCAGACAUAUGCAUUCACCAUCACAAAAUGCAAGCACGUUCAUUUUAAACAAAUGACUUUUUUCGGUACCACUCUAAAGGCGCGGCCAACAAGGAAAUGGGACGUUAUUGAAGGGCUCCAUUUCGACACCAUUAAUUUCAAGUUCCCCUCGUAUUCUAUGCGCAUGCUCGGUUUAACCAAUCCUCCGCUCUGUACAGUCAUUGAGGCAAGUCGCGGGAAAAGCUUUCAGCUAAUCAACAGCACCUUCUUCGGGAGCGAUGGAAUGGCUCUCAGAUAUAGUGGUAAAGGCGUUCUACUGCAGAAUAAUUUAUUUGAGUACAAUGACUGGUCCGUAGCUAUUAUGACACAGAAGAGUGGAGGGUUCGGAACUGUGAUUUCCAAUGGGUAUGAAGACAAGUUUAUUCGUAAUACGCUACGUUUCAAUGGCGCCAGCAGUGGUUUUCGUCCAUCAGGAAGGGAUCCUAUUGUUAAGUUGAACCAUGUUCAUCACCAGUGCUGGGGGAUGCUGCAACACGAUGGCGCAGGAGUGCAGUUCCAAAUCGGUGCGCAAACCAAUGCUGUUUCACAACAGAACUGGGUUCACUCCAGUCCAAAAUAUGGGCUCCGCUUCGACGGGCAGCCUCCGAGGGUUGGGCGAUACGGUACCAUGAGGGAAAAUGUUGUGUGGAAAUGUGGUGGAAUCAUGGUGAAAGGGGAUUAUCACAAGGUCCUCAACAACCUCGCUUUCGAGAAAAGAAAUGAAAAAAGCGGCGACAGGCAAGGUGACGGCUGCGCCUUGUGCGUCCUGAAAUUUGUGCGCUCCAAUCCGACAGAAAUUAAUCGAAACUCAGAGGUCGUCAAAAAUGCUGCUGACGUAGCGAAUGGCGGGAAAAGAAAGAGGCCACGUGGUACUUAUCCCCUAGCUGGAAAAACCGUGAAGUUCAAUAGCAUUGGUAAGGUACGACCGGAAGUCAUGGACGCAGAUAACUUGGACUUCCGACCCCGUAAUAGAUCAGCAUAUGUUGAGCAUCAGGCCGGCCCAUACUUGUACAAUCCCCAAAGCAAAUAUUACUGGAUUCCUGGACGACAGUUGUACAAGGCUAGCACCCCUGUCCCUCCUGAUGGUAGUAAAACUAUUAAGGUAAGGGACUAGUUCAUCAUUUAAGCUAAAGAAGAAUCAACUUAAAAGUUGAUUCUUCUAUUUUCGCUUUUUUAUUUUUAUGUUUUCAGUUCGAAGAGAAUUUGAAGACUGUUAUCUAGUAGAAUAAAGAUUGCUUAGAGAACAUCUCACUUGCUCAUAUUACCUCGCAAGAUACGCUACCCGCUAUAAAGGUGGGAUGUACAAAUUGAAUAAAUGUUUGACUUAGAGAAGUGCAAAUAAUUUGUAUAAAAUAAUUUGUAUAAAUCUUUGAAUUGCUCUGCUCCUUCUUUAUUAGAUCGAUAGGGAUGCUGUCAUGUGGCUGAACGCCUAUGGCGUUUCCACUCACCAUGUGUACUUUGGUACAAACAAGGCGAAUGUUGCCGAAGCGACAUCAAAGUCACCCGAGCAUCUAGCGAAGAUCACCGACGAUGGCAAUGUGUAUUACUUGACGAAAAAUCUCCAGUCGGGUAUUACAUACUACUGGCGAGUGGAUGCUGAAAUUGAGGAACAGAUUAUUUACAGAGGCGACGUGUGGUCUUUUCAGACAGUGUGA